This is a messenger RNA of Ictidomys tridecemlineatus (thirteen-lined ground squirrel), 1196 nucleotides long. RefSeq names its product immediate early response 3 (gene Ier3). Gene Ontology annotation, biological process: negative regulation of apoptotic process; DNA damage response. The record is from RefSeq and is a predicted model, not a curated record. Gene Ontology annotation, cellular component: nucleus. Lineage: Eukaryota; Metazoa; Chordata; Mammalia; Rodentia; Sciuridae.
AGCUCUGCCUGGCGGUAGGUCAGCUCUUAGCUAAACUCUCCUCAGCACAGAUGUGUCACUCUCGAAGCUCGCUCCCCACCACGACCGGCCUGAGGGCCCCGUCGUCCCCCGCCCCCUCCACCGGCCCGGAACUCCGGCGGGGCUCCGGCCCUGAGAUCUUCACCUUCGAUCCUCUCCCAGAGAGGACGGUAGCCUCGGCCACACGCCUUGGCGCCUCUCGCGGGCACCGUAAGCGCAGCCGCAGGGUCCUUUAUCCUCGAGUGGUCCGGCGUCAAUUGCCAGCCGAGGAACCUAACCUUGCCAAAAGGUUCCUCUUUAUUCUUCUCGCCAUCAUCUUCUGCCAGAUCCUAAUGGCUGAAGAGGGUGUGUCGGCACCCCUGACGCAGGAGGACGUCCCCAGCUCCGCGUCCCCUGUGCCCAUCCCGGCUCCCCCAGUCCUCGAGCACCUGAAUCUAACUUCGGACCCCUCGGACUACUAUCUGGACGUAAGCACCUUUCUCCAGCAACACCCAGCUGCCUUCUAACAAAAGAACCUGAAAAACCCAAGAAACACCAGGCGUAUCUGGUGCCCGAGAGUGUAUCCCAAACUGGGACUUUCAAGACAACUAGAACUCAGAACACUACAGCCAAGACCAGGCCGACCGGUGCUUGGGGCGAGACCGAGACAGACAGGUCCAGGCUAAGCCCAGAGGGGAAGGAGAGCGGCGUUAAUUUAUUUGUCACUACGCCUAAUUAAUAUUUAUAUGUAUUUAUGUAUGUCCUCCUAGGUGAUGGAGGGGUAUAUGUAAUAUUUAUUUUAACUUAUGCAAGGGUGCAAGAUAUGCUUCCCCUGCUGUAAAUGCAGAUCUUUUGGUAUUUAUUGAGCCUUGUGAGAUUGGUGGAGGGAGGGCUCCUAGAACUGAGGCAGAGUGGGAAAAGGUAGUGGAAGGGACUGGUGGGAUGGCGCCCGAACUGGGAAUCGGGCAUGGUGGUGGGUCGUAGGUUUAGAGGGUGAUACUCCGUUCUCCAGCACCUCAACUCUACCGGUCUAUUGUCUGAGAUUUAGGCAGACCGUUGGGAAUAAAGUCCAUGGCCUUCAAUCUUGAAGUUUCCCCUUAGGGACAGCGGGGUUGGACGUCUAUGGGCUGUCAGGAGGCGGCAGCCGGAGGUCGCCCAGUAUGUUCUGUGAACAAAAUAAACUUGAUUUACUGAAAGCA